This is a messenger RNA of Chlamydomonas reinhardtii, 3209 nucleotides long. RefSeq lists its product as uncharacterized. The coding region runs from base 250 to 2892 and encodes 880 amino acids. Gene Ontology annotation, molecular function: alpha-tubulin binding. Gene Ontology annotation, biological process: mitotic cytokinesis; mitotic spindle organization; cilium-dependent cell motility. Lineage: Eukaryota; Viridiplantae; Chlorophyta; Chlorophyceae; Chlamydomonadales; Chlamydomonadaceae. The record is from RefSeq and is a predicted model, not a curated record. Gene Ontology annotation, cellular component: axoneme; mitotic spindle. The transcript is spliced from 18 exons.
UCAUCGACACGCGCAGCAGCCGUUGGGAAAGAGGUCAACGGUCCAUUGUUGACCGUCGUGCCUUCUGGACUUGCAACCCGAGCCGACCUUGCACCCAAGACCCAUCCUCCAAUAAUUUUUACUUACAUUCAUUCCGACCGUGUACAACUCUACACAAGUAGAGAGCAGCUGUCACCAAACUGCGACCAGUUUGUCGCUUGCACUGCGGCAAGCCCGCUUCUUAGGACCUAACGGCUGCAUUUUAUUGUGAUGAGACGAGCAGCAGGUUACGGUGGCGAUGGAGGCGACGGUCGCCGCGAGGUUGCUCCUCCGCUCCCGAAUUUACCUGGGCACAACUUGGGCCGGAACCUAGCGGACACCAUCGCGCCGCGGCCAAAGAACGCCACUCUGCGCUAUAUCAAUGGCUACGCAAUCGUCGAGGACGUGGCGCAGACGCAGGACCCGCUCAACCGAGCCUACAAGUGGGGCGGCCGCGUGCCCGACGCAGGCCCCAUCGCGCCCUUCGCGCUACACAAUGAGCCUGGUGCGCAGCCGGGGCAGUCGCAACCGCCAUCGCGGGGUCAGCAGCAGGCCGCGACUUCGGAGCCAGGCUUCAGCGGCCGCACGGGGGGCCGGGUACCCAACUGGAUCGCCUAUGACCGCAAGGUCCUGGGCUUCAGCGGCUACUUCCGUGAGGAGGUGCCCAACAGCGCACUGGAGACGUGGCGCGUGCGGCGGGUGGCCAUCCGGUACUACAUGGAAAACGACACGGUAGAAAUUGUGGAGAUGCGCGAGGCCAACUCCGGCCUGCCGCAGGGCACGCUGCUAAAACGGCACAACGCGCUGCAAGACAGCGGCGCCCCGCUGCGCUGGCCCGACCUGCGGGUGGGCAGUGCCGUGACGCUGUACAAGCGCACCUACUACAUCGUGUCGGCAGACGCCGGCACCCGGGCCUUCUACGCAGAGCGGGGACAGGAGCAGCCGCCCGAUGAGGCACUGCCGGAGGGGCCCUUCGACCAGCGCCGCAAGGCCCAGGAGGCCGCCGCAGCCGCCGCCCGCGCCCGGCCCCCCACGCGCGGCGGCGUGCCUGGCGCCACCACCACCGCGGCGCCCGGCGGCGGCCCGCCACUGCCGCACGACGCCGCCGACGACUUGUACAUUGAGCCGCGGGGCCCCGGCGCCGUGUUCGAGGUGUGCGCCACCCGGCGGGAGGCGGAGAUGGAGACGCGCGACAACGCCGUGCUGCGCUUCCUGGCCAGCUGGGACAACACGGCGGUCACGUUCGGCGAGGUGCUGUGCUUCUCGCUGUUCUACUACGUGGCCGACGGCACGGUGGAGGUGCGCGAGGUGCUGCAGCGCAACAGCGGCCGCGACCCCUUCCCGCUGCUGCUGGCACGGGGGCGCCUGCCCAAGACGCUGCCGCCCGUAUUCGGGCGGCCCAUGUCGCCCCGCAGCCGCGCCGCGCUGCAGCUGCAGUACUACGACUGGCGGGACCUCAAGCUGGGCGCCAAGGUCAACUGCUACGGCCGGCCGCUGCUGCUGUACGACUGCGACGAGGCCACGCGCGUGUGGCUGCGACGCCACGUGCCCGGCAUCCAGGAGUCCGACCUGCAGCCCAUCGCGGUGGACUUCGACCCCAACGGCCCCAAGCGGCCGCCGCUGGCCAUCCCGCCGCACACGUCCGGCUUCGGCAGCGAGGAAGACAGCCUGCAGAACGUGCUGCACCUCAUCCCGCGGCCGCCGCCGCGCCACUACAGCGACUACCUGGAGAACUGGAACAAGGUGCUCCGCUUCGAGGCGCGCAUGGUGCCGCUGGGCCCGGGCCGGCCGCUGGUGGGGCCGCACGACGCCGAGCGCAGGUUCAUCAUCUGCUUCCACCUGCUGGACCGCACGCUGUCCAUCUGGGAGCCGCGACGCGACAACAGCGGCAUGGAGGACGGCCGGACCUUUCUGGAGCGGACCAAAGUGCGCAACCCCGCCAGUGCAGCCCCGGGAGGGGCCAACUUCAGCGAGACGGACAUGCAGGUGGGCGCGGUGCUGGAGGUGUUUGGCCGCGGCUUCCAGUUGCUGGAGGCGGACGCCUACAGCCUGCGCUACCAGGAGAAGGAGGCCGCGACCUUCCCCUGGGCCGACUACGACAAGGUGCUGGCCAAGCUGCAGGCCUGGCUGUCGCUGUACCCCGACCAGCUGCCCGAGCGCCUGAGUGCCGACCUGCUGGCGGCCGGCGGCGCGGACGGCAGCGGCUACAUCCCCAAACACAAGCUCUACUCGCUGCUGUCCGCGCUGGGCUCCGACCUCAGCCCGCACGAGGUCAUCACGCUGUGCCGCCAGCUGGGAGCAGACCGGCAGGGCCUGCUGGCCUCUCAGCUGCUGGUGGCGCUGGGGCUGAUGGACCCGCCGCCGCCGCCCGAGCCCGCACCCGAGCCCCAGCCCCACGAGGCGGCGGCUUAUCAACAGCAGCAGCAGCAGCCCGCGGUGCCCUUCCCAGCCCAGGAGCCCGCCGCCGCCGCCUCAGCCGCGGCCCCGGGGCGUGUGGCGUGGGCGCCGCACCCCUCCGCGCCGGCAGCGCGCGCCCCGCCCGCCGCGCCGCCGCCGCCCGACACGUACCGUGGCCUGGGCCCCGCCCCCGGCCACCCGCGUGUUGACAUGCCGCCUGUGCCGUACCACCACCUUGGCACCGGCGGCGGCGGCGGCUUCCCUCAGCAGCAGGCGCCGCACCACGCCUGGGCGGACGACCGACGACACGUGCGUGACACGUACGACCGGCCUGGCAGCGCCGCCAGCGGGGCCAGUGGCGGCAAGUCUGUGGGUGGGAGCAUUCACAGCGGCCUUCACCAGCCCGCCAGCCUGUGGCAGACCACAAACAGCGCCAUCGGCGGCGUGAACCACGCGGGCUCCUACCGGAAGCGUUGAGGUGGUUUUCGUGUGGGUUGGUGUGAGGGAGACUGAGUGGAGAGGGUGCCAGACGGAUUUGUACUGCCAUACGUCAUAGACGACUGGCUGGCUGUCUGUAGCUCCGGAUAGAGCAAUGGUUGUAUAACACGGACAGCAGCAAACCAAGUGAUGGAAACGUGUGUUGGAAAGUACGUUGUCCAUGCGGAUGUAACUUCAGGGCCUCAAGGCCUCACGAUUUAUCCAUUGUAGGCUGUCCGUGCCGACCCUCCGGCCUGGGCUCCUCCAGGCUCAAGCCGUGCUUGUGGGUUUCAUCGCGCGUGUAAAGUUGUACCUUU